This is a messenger RNA of Penicillium macrosclerotiorum, 5448 nucleotides long. RefSeq lists its product as uncharacterized. The record is from RefSeq and is a predicted model, not a curated record. Bases 1 to 5448 code for a protein of 1815 amino acids. The transcript has 2 exons. Lineage: Eukaryota; Fungi; Ascomycota; Eurotiomycetes; Eurotiales; Aspergillaceae.
AUGUUCAAGGCCCUGAUGGGCGGGGGCCGGCCCUCGUCCGCCUCGGACACUCGCAGAAGCUCCAGCUCGAAGAGCAACCGUCGCAAGACCGAUAAUAAGUCCAUAUCAAGCCGCAAAUCCUCACGGGGUGACGACCGUGAUCGCGGCUUGGGGGACCUGUCGGUUUACACAUCUUCUGUCUCGGGCAGCCAGCGCGGUCCGGUCAGCGUCGCCGGGGACUCCGUCGCAUCGACUUAUGUGACCGCUGAGCCGGAUGCCAUUGAGAACCCUGAGCGCACAAUCAUCGAACGAGUGCCGAAGCGCAGAGAAAGCGACCGGGAAAGCAAGAGUUCCCGCCGCCGCGACCGCGACCGAUCGGAGAGCCGAGACCGCGAUCAAAGGAGGAGCCGCCGAGGCACGGAUGAUGGACGAGAUGGUGAUCUGGAUCGAGAGCGCGACCGUCGCGAGCACCGGCGCACAAAAUCGGGAGACCCUUAUGUACCGCCAAUCUCCACGUCCAUGCCAUCUAGUGCCCCGGGUGCCCAAUUUGCCGCCGACAUUGCCGCUCCCGGAUUCUCCCAAUUCCCCAUGCAAUACGAUAGUGGCAUGCCCUCGACAUCAGUCUCCCCCGGCCAUGAUACAUCACCGGCCCCAUACGACCCUCAUGUACAGCAACAAUUUCCCGGUCAAUUUCCGACGGGGGUCGCGCAGCCUUACCUCCCUCACAAUCCUGCUGGUGCCGCAGCCGAUUACUACGGUGAUCAAGGCCAGUCGGUUCAAGAUCAGCCGGGAGUUCGCCCGCAUCAGCCUGAAGUCAUCCCCAACAGCCAGACACAUCUAAUGACCGCCUCGCCCUCUGCCAAUCCUCCACCAGAGCCUAGCAGUAUCGGUCAAGUCGGAGCGGCCGCCGCUUACUACGCCGAUGAAGCGGAGGGGGUUGUUGAACUGCAGAACAAUCCCUCGUCUGGUUUAGCUUCAAAGCCUCCGAAACCUGGGAAGCCCUACAAGCCAUCUAGCCAGUCCAAACCCAGCAAGCCUUCAUCUUCAUCUGCUGCCGCAAUCUCAGGUGCUGCGGCUGCCGCCGGAGCGAUCACAUAUGGACAAGCCCCCCAUUCGUCUGGGGUUGGGGCUGGUAUUGGGAUGGCGGCCGCAGGCGCAGCCGCAGGCUAUAUGCUUGGUCACCAGCAUCACCCCUCAAGUCCCGAGCACUCAUCACAGUACACCUUCCAGAACUACGAGCAAUCAUCCCAGGGUGGCAUUUCUCCCUAUGGUGCUCACCCAAAUAAUGCUAUGGUUGCUGCUGGCGCUGCUGGCGCUGCUGGGUAUGCUGCACACGCUGCGUAUACACCUGGAUAUUAUCCUUACCGACCUGGAAGCCUUGCCCUUCAACACCGCCAUCGCGGUCCUCUUUCCAGGUUUGUGGAUUUCUGGCGUGAUCCUGAAGGCGUUGGCCGGUUUGAAGAUUACACCGAAACUAUCGGUGUCUGCAAAUAUUGUUUCGAGCCUGGCACCACCUCCGUCGAUGCCCCUCGCAAGCAUCACUACCAUGGCCGUCGUCACUCGUCUGAUCGCUAUAGUAGCGGGGGUUCCUCUCGUGUGAACAAGCUCAACCGAUAUCACUCUUCUGAAGAUGAGAGCCGCCGACGGAAGCGAUCGAAAAAGUCCUCGUCAUGGCUACCGGGCAUGCUCGCUGGUUAUGCAGCAAAGUCAAUCUUUACAGGCAAGGGCUUUGAUGAUUCCUAUAGUGUUCGCUCUGGCCGAGUAGCAGGCGAUCGGAUUGCUUCUCAUGAUGGCGAAAGCGUUUUCAAUGACCAAACAAGCUAUACAUCCCGCGGUGUUGUCCGACGGUCUGAACGGAGCUCUCCAAGAGAGUCCCAUUCCGACAGUAAACAGUCUCGACGGACACGCUCACGGUCGCGAUCAUCAUCUCGAUCGCGCCAUUCGUUUGUCAAGGAAGCAGCUUUAGGGGCGGCUGUUGGCUCGGCUGCUCUUGCGAUGUCAAAACAUCGCCGAUCUCGCAGUCGUUCACCUUCUAGAACCCAGCGCCGGAAAGAUUCUUCAUCCAGUGGAUCCUUCGUGAAUGUUUCCCGCCCUGCUACCAAGUCUAUUGGGGGCUUCGCUUCUUUCUUUACCUCGGCCUCCGAGAACCGCAAGACGAAACGUAACAAGAAGAGUAGGACCUUUUUCUCCUUCAACAGUUCGUCGUCGUCCUCUCUUGAUGCAGAUCUCGCCUUUGGCAGUGGCUUCACCAAGAAAUCAUCAACCAAGCUCCAGAAGAAGCAAAAUAAGAAAGGCCAGAAAAAUAAAGAUGUGGAUGCUGCGCUCAUUGGGCUCGGUGCCACGGCAACUGCCCUUGCCGCUGCAUCACAUCGCCAUGGCCGGACCACUGGCCAGAUGAUGACUUCCAGAGAAGGACGUUCCUCUAAUUACAACUCUUCAGCCACGAUUGAAGAUGAGUGGGUUGAUGCCGAAUCAGAAGAGGAUCGAUCUUCUAGCGCUAGUUCUGCACUGGCUUUCGGUGGUAGCAGUGCUGAAUCUAGUUCCGAUUCGAACAGCAGCGGUGGUUGGCGUUGGGGCUGGGGUGGAAAGAAAAAGAAGAGGAGCGAGAAGAAACAUUCUGGCGCGGAGACGGCUCUGGCAGUCGGUGCUGGCGCACUCGGAGGUGCCGCGCUUGCGUCGGUUGCUCGUCACCGCGAUAGUCGAGUUUCUAGCAGCGCUGGAAGCCUUCAGCAGGUGUAUCCGAUGCCUACAUCUGAUCCAUCCCGCUUCGACGUUGCCAACGUCUCUCCAUCGGUCAUGUCUGUUGACCAGACUCCCCUUGUGCGCCCCGGUCCUAUCCCUCUGCAGCAGCCUCAACCCUACACACCGGUCUCCCAGGCCGUCUACACUACACAGGGUGUGUUGCCGGGAUCCAUUCCUGCUUAUAGUGCCCCUGCUGUUCCCCCCAUUUUUGCCAAUGAGCAUGAUCGAUACAAUCUGCAAUAUGAGGGCUCUCAGACCAUCUCUACCGGCAAAACGAGUGCAAUCGCCGAGCGCCGUCAACACCGUCGCAGCGACUCUUCGCCUGUAUUUUCAACCCAGGAGAGUUACGUGCCAACACCCAGCCGCCGCUCGACCGUCAGAGACCAGGCUUCUGUCUCUUUCGACCUAACUGAAGAGCAAGCUGAGCGUGAACGUCGUCUAAGCCGCCGCGAUAGGGAUUCCCGUGAUGACUUCGGAGAAGAGCGCGUCCAGUUGAUCGAUCGAGAGGAGGAGCUUGCCCACGAGGAUGCUGAGCGCCGGGAGCGCCGGGAGCGCCGCUACAAAGAACGCGAGGAUGAGAAGCGCAGAACCGACAGUGACAAAGACAACAAAUCUUCCGCUUCCUGGGUCGAAGCAGCUGCUGUCGGUGCCAUUGGCGCUGCAGCUGCUAGCAGCAUCAUUUCUUAUUCUCGAAAGAAGGACGAGGAGGUGGCUUCCGAAACUAGCGCCCGCCGUCGCGACGAGCGUCGUGAGCAACGCCGGGCUGAACGCCGAGCAGAAUCUUCUGUGCUUUCGAAAUCCGAUGUCUCCCAGCCUAUCGAGGAGGUCGCUGUCGUGGAACCUAGAGAAACACCCUCGCCUCGCAAGAGAAAUACUCGCCCCGCCCCUGUGCAUGAUGAUUAUGCAGAGUUCUACGCCCCCGAGGAGAUUCGGCAUAGUCCGGAUCGAACCAGCCGAACCCGCGACCGUGACUCCGAUGAUACGCCAACAAUCGUGGAAAUCGUGCCUGCCAGUGAACGGGUAAAGAACAAUGAUAUGCCUCGCGACGACUUGCCCCAAUUUGCGCAAGAACCUUAUGAAAAUCAUGAUCAUCUCCCGUGGCCGGUUCCACGGUUGAACUUUAUUGAGCCAACUCCUCCCCAAAGCAUCAAUGGCUCAGUGCGUGGCACUUCAACCCCCAUCACCCCCACAGAGCCGGAGCCACAAGUCGGCAAAUCAGGAGAUGAAGAUCGUGAACGCCCCUCGACUGGCUCGCGGGUAUCAUGGGGAACCCCAGAGACUCAUGAAUAUGAAGUCCUCUCUUCUUCCGAGCAGGAUCCGCUUGAGCAGCACGAUAUCUCCCCUCUGGAAGAAGCCACCAAGGAGCUACCCAUGCAGACUUCAGAGAAUGGAAAGUCGAAGGAGAUCAGUGCCAAUCCUGUCUAUGGAACAGAUAUUGAUUUCGCUGCUACUGUUGCUGCCGCAACUCAGGCUGCUGGGUUCGAUCCUUCUUUCGUUAUCAACGAUCCCAAAUAUCAUACGCGCACCUCGCCUCCUGGAUCUGAGGACGAGGGUACUUUCUCUCCUCGGUCAAAGUGGACAGAUCCCUCGAUGCCGGUCCAGCCUCACGUUGAAGGCGAAAUCGAUAGCUACGAGCCGAGCAAAUCGCGCGAUAUCGACCUGUCUCUCGAGCAUGUCAUUGAUGACAAACCCUUCUACGCCGAGCCUGAAUCUUUCUCCAAAGACAAGGAUGUGUCAUUCUCCGAGACCCGAGACCGCGGCUCAAUUGCCCAGGAGGUCAUUGAGCAAUUGAAUGGGAAGACUCCACGCUUUGAUUCUCCUGAAAAUGAUGUCUAUUCCAUGCCCGGUGGAUUCGAAACUCCAGAUAACACGCGAGACGUUUCCAUGUCUCGUGACUCUCGGUCCGUGGUUUCUGCCCCCCUUGAGAGAGAAUCAGAGAAGUCGAGCAAGUCUAGAAAGUCGCGUCGCAGUGGGGACGAUUUCGACUUUCCGCCCAAGACAGAGUCCUCCGUUCCCGAGGAUUUUGAUGUCAUUGAUGAGGAGAAGACGAAGCGCCGAAAGCAUCGCUCAAAGCGCGAGAGUGAUACUUUCUCUGUGGAUGAAGAUACCCGGUCUGUCGUCACGUCAAUCGAAGAUGACAAGUCCGAACGGCGUAAGCGUCGUUCGAAGCGCGACAGCGAGAUGUUUUCGGUCGACGAUGAUGCAAGGUCCGCCGUUACUUCACUCGAGGACCUUGAAAAGUCUGAGCGGCGCAAGCACCGCCAUCGAUCCUCGCGGGAUACUUUUGAUGACACCGCCUCAAUCACAUCUUCUCCUGCCCGUAUUGACGAAACGCGGGAGAAGCGCCGAAGCAAGGACAGCAAGGACAGCAAGGAAGAGAAGGAGAAGAGCUCUGGAAUCCUGCGCAGCCUGUUCGGCUCGCGUGUCUCUGCCCCACCAGAGCGUACCCGGUCUUCUUCACUCGACAAGCGCUCGGCUCGAGAUGUGAUGUCUGAAGUCGGGGUUGACGAGGAACGGCGCCACCGCAAGAAGCGCUCUUCUCGACACCGCAGUUCCAGCGGAGGAGAUGCACUGGAUGAACACAAUUCGGACAAUGAUGUCCGCAGUCGGGAUGAUUUAAAUCUGGAGGAGUACAGAUCGCAAAGGCAGCAGAAGGAGGAGCGACGUCGACACCGAUAUGAGGAAAUUGUUGAGUCAGGGAAACGCCGGGAAUCUGAGAAGGUAUAG